AGUUUUUCUUCGACUGUUGUGCCAACCGGACGCACUUUGGCUGGCAAUCCGAUAUCACAUUUCGCGAUUUUUCUACAAUGACUGUAUAAAAAAAAAAGUUUUUUUUUAAUCUUUUGAUCCAGUGAAUCGACUUUGAUCUCAAUUUGACAACAAACAAAGACGGAAUCCAAAUUGUUUGUACCAACAGUUCUUGGGAAUCACAAACGAUUUAGAAAAAAAAAAUUAUUUGUGAAACGACAAAAAAUGAAUUUAAAUUGAAGCACAGGGAAAAGACCCGAAUGAAAACGACUUUGAUCAGUGAAAAGAGCGACCGAGAAAAGGGAAAUUGGGUAAACUGUUCAAGUGCCUGAAUUCAUUCAAGUGAUUCAGUGUCAAAUGCAAGAACAAGCGAAUAAUGCAAAUGGCCAAAUGCGUGCAAAUAUUAUUUUUGGCAUUUACAAUUUUAAUAUUGCCGUGCUUAAGUUCAAACACAAACACAAUCAAUAUUCAUUCAGAAAGAUAAUGAAAUAAUUGUAUUUGGCUUCGAAAACUGAUAUGAAGCAAGUGAGUGUAUUGUGCUAGCCAGGGCAAGCAACAAACAAACAAACACACAACAUCGAAUCGAAUUAAUAGUAAAAUAGCAUCAGAAGCCGUAGCAGUGUGCUUGCAUCCAAAUGGAAUAAAGUGUUGCUCGUCGGCCAAACGAAACUGGAUUAGGUGAACUAAAUACCGUUAUUUUGCGGGAAUAGAAAAUGCCAUAAACAACAAACUACGACAACAGAACCGGAACAAAACUUUUUGAUAUAACGUGGCCAAAACAGUACACCCAAAAGGAUUAUUACCGUCAUUAAUAAUAAUAAUAGCACAAACGUAAAAUACGAACGAGAACGAGUGAACGCGCGAGCAAAGGACAAAGUGAGAGCGAGAUAGAGAGGAAAGAAAGAAAGCAACAAAAAAUCCGAGUGGCGAGUCGAGCACAAGUCGAAUUGGUUAUGAAGAUAUGAGAAGCGCUGACAUCACAUCGUUAUGGCGACGAUGCAGCCGACAUUCAUUCGAUGCAGAAGAGCACAUGAAACCGCACCAGAGCACGUGAUAGGCCAUGGAAGAAACGAUCAAUCGUCGUUCGCAAGCCGCUCAAUUGCCAAGCAUAUGGACCAUUGGAUGUACAUUUAUAGUUGUAGUGCUUCUGUUCGGCAGCAUCGAAACAAUGGCGGCGUGUCCGCAUUUAUGUGAAUGCAAAUGGAAAAGUGGUAAAGAAUCGGUACUGUGCCUUAAUGCCAAUUUAAGUGCAAUACCAACGAAAUUAGAUGCCGGCACCCAGAUUCUCGAUUUAUCGCGCAACGAUAUACAAGCGAUAUCGAAUGAUGUAUUCAGUCGAGCGAAUUUGUUAAAUUUGCAAAAGCUCUUCUUAACGAAAUGCCAUCUUAAAACGAUCGAACGGUUUGCGUUUAGGAAACUCAACAAUUUAGUUGAAUUAGAUUUAAGCGAUAAUCUAUUGGGUAUGAUACCGUCGCAUGCAUUUGAAUCGGUGAGCGAACUGCGUGAAUUGAAAUUGAUUGGCAAUCCCAUUCAGCGCAUUCACAACGAUGCAUUCGUUAAGGUGGCACAACUCGUACGAUUGGAACUGUCAAAUUGUCUGCUCACCACAAUCGAUGUGCGCGCAUUCACUGGCUUAGAAACAUCGUUGGAGUGGCUCAAGUUAGACAGUAACAAAUUAACUGAAAUCCGUGUGGCUGCUGUGAUAUCGCUACAGAAUUUGCACGGUCUUGAAUUGGCUGGCAAUCCAUGGAAUUGUUCGUGUACUUUACGACCGCUACGCGAAUGGAUGCUACGUGAAAAUAUCCCGUACAAUAUACCACCGAUGUGUCAAUAUCCCGAACGAUUACAUUCAAAGACAUGGGAUAAAAUCGAUUUGGACGAAUACGCGUGUAAGCCGAGCAUUUUUUCGGCGAUUGACCGUUUUCACGCGGUCGAAGGCCGAAAUGUGACGUUGAGCUGUGCGGUCGGUGGCAUACCCGAACCGCAUGUACGAUGGAUGAUACGCAAUCGGGUGAUUGCAAAUCUCACGGGAAAUACAAACUUGGCAAGCACAUCCACCACCACCACGACCAGCGCACAAGGACGAAAAUUGUAUAAAUACCAGCAAAAUGCAAGCAAUCUCACAAUAUUAACAGCUGACAUCCAAGAUCAAGGCACGUACGUUUGUAUCGGUGAAAAUAAGGCUGGCAAAGUGGAAGUGAGUCUUACAUUGGCCGUAUCAAAAAAGCCAUCCGAAACAAUUCUCAGCACAAAGGUAAUUUUGGCGAGUGUAAUCGCUUUUGUUUUCUUUGUAAUUGCCACUGUGCUGCUGGUGAUUGGGGUGUGCACGUUGAAACGGAGAAAAAAGCUGGGCCGAUGGAAUACACAAGGUCGCACCGAUAGUUAUGAGAAAAUUGAGUUGAGUAAUAAGCCUAAUUAUAAUGUUAGUAAAAGUCCCCGCGGUGAUCGAACUGCAUUUAUGAAGAUGUACGCGGAGAAUGGUAUCGCUGUGGUUGGCGGACAUGUGCGCCGAAACGGUGAUUAUCGUAAUGUACCAAGCGAAGAUGAUGGAACUGACGGUUUGGAAGAUAAUACCGCGGAAAGUAACAACGCAACGAUAAGCAAUAUUAAAAUAGAUGAUGUUCGGAACUGGAACCCAACCACCGUUGCAACAUCGGUUAGCAGAAGUGCCAAAAAUGAUAUCAUAUCGAAUCAAACCGAUGGCGUCAACAUGAAACCGCUUCAACUCACCGAUAGCGAUCUGCAUAUACCGCGGCUUAUUGAAUUAAGUGAUUCGGCAACGGAUUCAUCAAUCGAUUUGUAUGAUGGUAAAGUAUCGAAGCGUGGCAAAGCGAAUGCAGCCUGGUCGCAUCACAUUGCGAAACGUGAGAGAAUCUCGACGAUGGCGAGUGCCGGUUACGAGAAGAAUUACGGGCGGGAAAAAGUGUAUCAGAGUGGCAGUGAGGGACGGGUAUGUGAAAGUGAUUGUGAUAUUGAUAAAAAGUAUCCAGACCUAUUAGACAUAAGCCGAAUGUCGAUGCAAACAAGCGUAGCAACAUCAUCGAGAGCUCAAUUGUACACGCAAACCAGCAUCGGCAGCAGCAGCAACACGACUAGCAAUAACAAUAAAUCAGCGCCAAGUAAUCCAUUUUGCACUUUUCCGCGGAAAAAGCAUAUAUCGAGCCGAAAACCGACACCAUCCGAAAGCCAAUCGCCACUGCUUACCGAUUCAUCCAGCCAGUACGGAAGCAGUACAUUUGCUGAUAGUGAUUUAUUUGGUCGACGUCUAUCAAGCGAAUCGUUCGGCAAUUAUCCACUUUCAAUUUGCACAAGAAAUAAUCAAUCAAGCAACAACGGGCGUUCGAAUAGCUUCCUCAAUUUGACUACUCAAUCGAAUAGUGGAAAGCCACAGACGGCUAACUACAUGAGUCACAAGCGAAAUCCAUCGUUGCCAUCAUCGCCAUGCAAGGAGCCAUCGUUGAAAUUGGUUGUUGGCGGUGAUGAAACACCCCUUCUCGAUUUCUCAUCGUUUGCAAUGCACAAACAGCAAAUGAUUAUUACUCCUAGCUCAUCAACGUCAAACACAACGGCACCCGCUACCAAUGCAUACGACUAUCAUGCAGCGCAAUUGGAACGUUUCCUCGAAGAAUAUCGCAAUCUGCAGGAGCAAUUGUGUAAAAUGAAAGAAACAUGCGAAUCGAUACGGAAGAAAGAGGCACCGUUGCGUGCAACGGCUGGCAAUUCGGUAAAAGUCGCUGACCCAGUUAUGUUUGAGUACAGUAACAAUCCGAGUGUGAGUGGUGCGUUGUCAUUCGAUGGCGGAGGCGGCGGUGGUGGUGGUGGUGUUGGCGUCGGCGGACCACCCAAUCCAAAAGGAAUAUUGAAAAAUAAAAUGUUAUUAAAAGGGCCAAAUCAACCGCCUGAUCCACCACCGUAUUGGUUACAUCGAAAUGCAAUGCUCAAGAGACUGCAAGAUCCAAGUUCCGAUUUCUUCCCCAGCUGAAAACCAUCUCAAUAGACACACAUCCACCAUGCGAUAUAUUCAUUGCAUUUUAGAAAUUACAUUUUAGGAUUUUAUUCAAACAAUUUAUACGUAAUUGUAGAGAACUUGGAGAAACUAUCGCGGCUAAACCACUUUUUAGAUGGAUCUGUCUUUAUGUAUAUUUGAACAAUUUCGAUUCACACAAACCAAAACACACACUCACUCAACAAACAAUGUAUUUUCCAGUUUAUACAACCUUUGACAAGUCAAACAAGUGGCGAACAAGAAGAAGAAUGUCGCGGUGACAUAUCGAAUUGAUAGCCGAUGUCAUUCGGUGGUGGUGCAAAUAUUUAACGAACACACAUACAUCUUUUAUCCCUCCUCCCAACCUCCCCGCAAAACAGUUUUCUGUGUCAUAAACAUUUUUAUCGAUCGUGUAAAUAAGUUCAUCUAUUAUGCAAUCACACACACAUACACACACUCAUUUGCAAUGGAUUGGAUUGCAUUUUAACAUUAAUUAAACAAUAUAUUUCCACUAUCGAAUGGAAUAUAUACAUACGUUACGUAUUUGUGUACAUUUACAUGGAAUUUAAGUUAAAUUUCACACAUUUUCGAACUCUAGUGAAACAGAAUAAUAUAUUAAUGCGAAAUUCGAUUAAGUUAUACUCUAGAUUUAAUUUCAACGGAUCAGUUUAUGUUGUUUAGUUCAAUACAUUUAAUGAUUGCACUAACUUUUCGAAUGAUAGCUUGUUUUCAAAGAUGCAACUACUUUGAUGUGAUGCCAAAUAACGGAUUUGAAUCUGAGCUUCAUAUCACAUGCUUCACAUUGAACAAGAAAUUUGAAAGAAUAUAAUUCAGAAAAUAUUCAAUGUUCAAAGUAGUACAGCAACACAGUUCAAAUUGGCUGCGUCACGUUUUUUUUUCGUUCCCAAAACUCAUCGAUAAAACCGACUGUUUAAUAGAUCAAAUAUUUAAAAACAACCAAAAAAAAUGGUAUUUCAAUCUAAAUUAGACUACUAUCGUUGAAUCACUAAUCAAUAGAAAGGGAAAUGGUAUCAAUUGAGUAAAACAAAUGGAAAUCAGAAGAAAUAAAGUUAUAAAUUACAUUUGAA
Molecule: messenger RNA, 5091 nt
Organism: Sitodiplosis mosellana (orange wheat blossom midge)
Lineage: Eukaryota; Metazoa; Arthropoda; Insecta; Diptera; Cecidomyiidae
Gene: kek3
Exons: 3
Coding region: 1079-4000 (973 amino acids)
Molecular function (GO): protein binding
Source: RefSeq, a predicted model, not a curated record